GGUUGAUCCCAGUGUUUUGACUCGGUCCUAUGCUGGACAGUGGUGUCUUUCUGGACCUCGUCUUUUGACUGAUUUCUUUACCUUUUUUUCCUGCAAAAAAUUUCCCCUUUUUUCUUUCUUAACAAUUUGGACUGCUUUUAAUCCUUUUUUCCUUUGGAUAGAGCGGCGUUAAGGGUCCUUACUCGACACCGCCGACGGCCGCGCUAGCGGCAGGGGGCUUCCUCCUCAAGGAUCCCCUGAGGGGUCGCAGCUCAUCUCCCCCUCUGCCUCCCCUUGCAUCGGGAGUGCCUGUAUAGCUGCAUUUGAACGGCAUUUGCCGAGCAGCUUCCUGGCGCUGAUUCUGGCGGGUGAUUCAAAUGGCGCCAUUUUCUUGCCGCUUUUACUGCCUGGAGCUAGCAGCUUGACGAGCGAUUUCCCAGCGGAGCCUUUCUCCUUGGCCCAAAGUCAACUCUGGAGCCAGAAUCCUCCUGUUCAACGGAGAUCCUCCUCGUUCAGCUAAGUUAUCUUGGGGGCUUACUUUUAACACUGAGGCUCUUUCUCCCCUCCCAAGGGAUUGUGAGUUCAAAAUGGCGGACGCUUCUAAUCAUCCCCGCUCAACCUCGGCCUCCUCACAGACCCACCAUCGGCACGCUAGCGACCCGGGGGAGGGCACCUCCGCUAAGCAAUCACGCAAGGGCAAAGCCCCAAGAAAGGGAUCCUCCGCUUCAGCCGCCCAGCCUCCCAAACAAUCUAAGGAAGAGCUGAGACGCCACAGGGCGUUGGAGAAGGCGGUUCUCAGGGCACAACAACUGCCCUCCGCCUUUUUGCCUGUCCCGGCCACCAUUCUAUCACCAAUAGAUUCGGCCACGGGUCCUCAAUUGUCUGAGACCCAUCCGGGGCGUGAACUAUCUCCGGAUCGUCCUUCCUCCCGUGGGCCAACCUUAUCUGAGGCAGAGCAGGUCUUCCAGCCAUCCCAGACCCCUCUGAUCCUCACAGGCCUAGCCAUUCAGUGACCUCCGUUCCAGGUCCUUCCAGCCUAGCAACCAGUCACGUUGCCACUCAUCCCCCCCCAGGGGGAACAUCUCAGGCAGAUCCUCAAGCUACGCUAGAGGCCAUCAUCGCCAGGGCUAUUCAACAGGGUUUGGCUCAAGGUCUUCAGCAAGGCCUCUUUCAGCCGCACCCUUCCGUGCCUCACGCUCAAUCCUGCCAUGUGCAAUCUGAUCACUCCACUGAUCACCAGUAUUCCCCGGAGCCCUCUAACCAGGGGUCUCUAUCGGAUGAAGAGGAAUCGAGGGAGUUAUCUCUUUCGGAUGAUGAGGGACUGGCUCCGGACCAACCAGCCUUUAUUGGUCUCUUUAGACCUCAGCUUUUCUGAUCUUUAUUGUACAAAGCCCUAGCUGUGACCAGACUGGGUUCUCCUUCUACUGCGGGUACAACACUCCCUGAGAGUGCGGAUCCUGCCUCUUCUCUCUUUGCUGAACCAGCUGUUGAACCUGAACUUAUUCCUGCCCCUAAACUGUUUACUGACGUUGUACAACGACAGUGGGCACUGCCUGGCUCAGCUCCAGCUCCGAGUGGCAUCGAUAAACGAUUAUAUCAAACUGCCCCAGCUCUUUCUAAUUUACUGCAAGUACCUCCAGUGGACGGCCCAAUUGCAGCCUUGACAUCUCCUUCCAGACUCCCAAGCUCUCCGGAAGAAUCACUGCGUCCUGAAGACAAACGGCGGAAAAGACUCUUAUCAAGGCACAUCAAUCUGCUGCGUGGGCUGUCAAAAUGGCCACCGCAGCCUCCUUUUUCAACCGAGCCUCUCUGUUAUGGUUGAAACAACUACAGGAUUGACUACCUCCUUCGGACAUUCACACUCACCAGGACCUGAACAAGAUAGUCGCGGCCCUAGAGUACUCGGCAGAUGCCACCUUGAAUUCCGCUUGUUUUGCGGCCAAAUCCAUCGGCUCCACUGUUACAUCCCGCAGACUUCUGUGGCUCCACCACUGGCAGGCCGAUGCCAAAAGCAAAUGGCCACUCACAUCAUCUCCCUAUUCGGCUGACUCCCUGUUCGGUCCACCGUUGGAACCCCUUCUUGUAGAAACCAGAGAUCGUCGCAAGAUCCUCCCUUCAGUCUCUCGGCGCUCCAAUUCUCGCUUUUCCCCCUACAGCAGAAUUCAGUCCUUUCAAUCUCAGGAAUCCAGCUCCUAUCAGCCUCGUUUUCAACGCUCCUACCAGAGCCAACCUCAUCAGGACCCCCAGGUCAGACAGAGUAGUAGGCCUUUCCAUAAGUGGCCCUUUCAAGGGGGUAGGGGAAAGCCAUUCCGUAGGUCCAAGUGAAACGGAAUCAGAGAUUCCCAUUGGCGGCCGCCUAUCCUUGUUUGCCGAUCAAUGGGAUCUUUCCACCUCUGAUUCCUGGGUUCAGUGUACAGUUAGGUAUGGUCUUUCCCUUAAGUUCUCCUCCCCUCCCCCUCCUGUUUUUAUCUCCUGUCUGGUUUCAAGGGACAGAGUUUGGAGGAGCCUAGUUUCGGGGGCCAUCUCCCACCUAAUUUCUAUCAGAGCCAUUCAGCGGGUCCCUCCCGACCAAUGUGGCCUCGGUUUUUACUCCCGUUUGUUCAUAGUUAGCAAGUCAUCCGGGAGGUGGAGGGCCAUCCUUGAUUUGAAGGCUCUUAAUCGGUACGUUGUGUAUCACCAGUUUAAGAUGCACACCCUGCAGACUAUCCUGGAGACUCUCCGGCCAGGGGAUUUCCUCACCUCCAUCAAUUUAACGGAGGUGUACCUUCACGUCCCUAUCCACCCUGACUUCCGUAAAUACCUUCGGUUUCACUACCGAGGGUGUCAUUACCAGUACGCUGCCCUCCCAUUUGGCCUGUCCUCCACCCCCCGCGUCUUUACUAAGAUUAUGGCGGCUCUAGUGGCCCAUAUCCGGUCCACCCCCCUUAGAAUCCAAUUUUACUUAGAUGACAUUUUACUUCAAUCCUCCUCCUUGAGAGCGGUCCGCCAGGACCUGGCUACUACUAUCCGGAUUUUUCAGGACCAUGGUUUCUCCGUAAAUUGGUCCAAGAGUCACUUGGUUCCGACCACCUGUCUCCAGCACUUAGGGGCUGUAAUCAAUACUGUAACCUCUACGGUUUCCCUUUCGGUGGACCGACAGACCAGCCUCUGUUCCAUGGCCCUCCGCUGUAUCUCGGAGCGGUCCUCUUCUCUUCUCGGGCUGUCUUGCCUUAUGGGGAAGAUGGUCUCCACGUACGACAUUGUACCGUGGUCGAGGCUCCACAGUAGGGAAUUACAAUGGUUCCUGCUCCCACAUCAGAAAAACCGAUCCAGUACCUCCCUCCGCAGAGUGUCUCUUCCCCCGGCUGUGAUCUCCUCUCUCCGAUGGUGGACGUCCUCAGCUUUGUCCGCACCCUGCUUCUUCAGGGAACCGACCCGCCACAUCACCAUGGACGCGAGCCUCCAGGGUUGCGAGGCUCACUUGAAGCAUCACCUGACUCAAGGUCAGUGGUCGACUCUUGAACGGUCCCUUCCCAUUAAUCUUCUGGAACUGAGGGCCAUUCAUCUAGCAUUACUCCACUUCCAGAACCUUAUUACUUCUUGUGAUGUGCUCGUCCUAACGGACAACGUUACAGCAAAGGCACACGUUAAUAGACUGGGAGGCACUCAUUCUCGAGUGCUCAUGGAUGAGGCUCUACUUCUCGGUCUCUGGGCUGAGUCUCACCUUAAAUCUCUUCGCGCAGAUCACAUCUCGGGAGAAGAGAAUUCGCAAGCGGAUGCUCUCAGCAGACAUCAACUGGACAAUGCAGAAUGGAGUCUCCCUGCUCAUAUCUUCAGAGACAUCACUCUCUGUUUUGGAACUCCUGAGGUGGAUCUAUUUGCAUCUCGGACGAAUCACCAGGUUCCGAGGGUCAUCAGGAAAGUCAUUCAGGAAUGGGCAGAGAUCAUUCUCUUGGCACCGCGCUGGCCACGGAGACACUGGUAUGCGGACUUAGUGUCCCUAUCGGUCGAUCGACCUUGGAGCAUCCCAGAUGACCAGAUGAUCCUCCUCCAGGGUCCCCUUCGGCAUCCGGACCCAUCAUGGUACCGCUUAACCGCAUGGAGGCUGAGCGGUUCUUCUUAAAAAAGGCCAACGUUCCCUCUGCAGCAAUCGAUGUGGUUUUAGCCUCCCGCAAGCCAUCUACCAACAGGAUCUACGACUCAACAUGGUCAUCAUUUGUCGAUUGGUGCCAACGUUCCCACGUCCAUCCCCUAUCGGCCUCAGUGCAGAAUGUGUUGCGUUUUCUAUUGGAGGGGUUCGAAGCUGGCCUAUCCCCCAAUACUCUUCGACGUCAAGUGGCCGCCAUUUCUACGGUUCUGACCUGCGGUUCUUCUUCAUCUAUUUCUUGUCAUCCCAUCAUCCGCCAAUUUUUGCGCGGCGCCACCAACUUACGACCUCCACCGGUCCAUCGCUUCCCUACUUGGGAUCUGAACAAGGUAACUGACCGCUCUCACAGCCUCCCCCUUCGAACCGCUCCGGCAAGUCUCGCUACGCUUCUUGUCCUUCAAGGUCUCAUUCUUGGUCGCAAUCACGUCGGCCCGACGCAUUUCAGAACUGGUGGCCCUAUCGUCUCGUAAGGACCUCUGCAUUUUUCAUCAUGACAGGGUAGUCCUCCGACUGGACCCAGCGUUCAUACCUAAAAUCAACUCUCCCUUUCAUCGGGCUCAAGAAUUGGUCCUGCCCAAUUUCUGUCCCUCCCCUAUGCACCGCUUAGAACGCACGUGGCACACAUUGGAUGUCCGCCGAGCCAUCAAAAUAUAUCUGAUGCGUACUUCCACAUUUCGUAAAACAGAGGCGUUGUUUGUCUUCUACCAACCCACGUCUAUUGGAACCAAGGCAUCUGCACCUAUGCUGGGUCGUUGGAUCCGGGCAACCAUAUCUACUGCCUACCAAAGACAGUCUUUACCUAUUCCCCACCGUAUCACGGCCCACUCCACCAGGAGUGCGGCAACCUCCACUGAGUGGGCAACCCAGGCUCCGUUGGAGGAGAUUUGCAGAGCGGCCGCCUGGACAAGCAUCUCCCCCUUUAUCCGACACUAACGAGUGGACUCGUUUGCAUCGGCGGAGGCGGCCUUCGGACGCAGAGUCCUCCAGGCAGUUCACACGGCUUGAGGUAACAGGGCCUGUCUCUUCCCUCCCAGUGGACAUUCAGCUUUGGUAUGUCCCCAGUUUGACAGACGUUUCUCACGCUGAGGAGAAUGGACGUUGGUCUUACCUGAUACGUCCGUUCUCUCUUAGUGAGGAAUGUCUGUCAGCCCCACCCUUCUUGGUGGGCCCUGUUCCCGGUGGGGUGGGUGGUGUUCUUUUACCUCUCCUUUUAUAUUUUUCCAGAAAGACACUCCAGUCUGCGUUAACGCCCUUGCCGAAACACUGGGAUCAACCAGCAGAGGGCGGAGCUAUUUAAAUUUUGCAGACUCGGUCAUAUGCUGCAUAGUGGAGUCCAAGCCCCAGUCUGACAGACGUUCCUCACUAAGAGAGAACGGACGUAUCAGGUAAGACCAACGUCUAUUUUCACAUCAUUCUAUCACCCAUCUCCUCCCACUUAUGACUGUAUGAAUGUCACCUUGUUGCUGGUACCCUUAAGAUUUAUAUUGACUGUUUCCCUACAACUAUCAAUAAGUGUUGUAUCUUAUGAUUCUUGAUGAAUGUAUCUUUUCUUUUAUGUACACAAGAGAGCGUAUGCACCAAGACAAAUUCCUUGUGUGUCCAAUCACACUUGGCCAAUAAAGAAUUCUAUUCUAUUCUUUUUAACAGAGUUUUUCUUUAAACUGUUACAUCAUUUUCUUUUACUUUCUCUUAAUAUAGGUACUCUCAAAUACAUUUUCAAUAGCUUUGCCUACUUUAAGAGUUAUUUAAGCAUUAUAUAUAUGUAAAUAUAUAUAUAUAUUUGCAAAUUUUGGGUCAAACCUUUCUUUCAGAUGCACAUAUCAAGCAAAUAAAAAUGCGUCCCGAUUCCAGUUAACUCAUUAAGCUUAAGACAUUCCUUCCAGCUUAUCUUCAUGGAGUAAAAUCUUUUUCUUCUCUGGAAGUAUCAAAGACUUGUAGUCUUUUCUUUUUCUCACAAGAUCCUCAACCUUGUUAAUGUCCUUAAAGAAAAAGUCCUAAAUUUGUCUAUUUUCUCAAAGCUCUUCUUUCAAUUGUAUUGAGAGGUUUACAUUUGAAACAUAGUAGUGAGGGUAAAAAUGAAAGUUAAUAUCCAGCUCUUCCAAACCUGCGAUACACUCCUCUGCAUUUUCAGCUAUUUAUGAAGUUGCCUCAGCAGUUUGGUAAUAUUCUCCACUUUUUGCAUCUCAGAAGUACUUUAAGAUGAUUUUUUAUCCUCAGAGAACAACUGAUUCACAAAUUGGCAUAUUUCAUUUAGAGACCUUUCAAAUAUAUCUCUAAUACUUUGCUCCAUCAUCUUGGCUUUCUCUUUUAAUCAGAAUCAGAAGAUUUUAGCCACCCACAGCUGAGAAGAUCAAGCUACCAGUUACUACAAUAGUAAACUAAAAUCACAGCUUCAAUCAUUAUUUUUCUCUGAUAGCUUUUUUUUUCUCGGCCCAUUUCUUCAUUUGGCUUGCCUUAGCAGCCUUCUUCCUUGUUCUUUAAGACAUCCUUAAAAUGGUGCUGAUCUUCAAAAAGGUAUUGCUGUUGCUAGAAAGGGUCUCUUUUAAAUUGACCAGGUAGAAAAAUAGCCUUUGAAGAUGAUUGAAAUAAGGAAGGCAUAACUUACUGUUGGAUUGAAAUGUGAAUUUCCAAACACAAUGGCUUCUUCAGCCCCUGAACAGAUUGCAGCCUCUUCCCUCCCAGCUUUUGGCAUACAGACAGCUUCAGAGUUCAACUCCAAAAGCAAUCUGCCGGUUUACUGCUAUAUUGAGGGGUCCUGAGGGAAAGUUCUUCGACACACCCUGACCAGGUGGGUCAUAAAAACUGAUGGGAUACAAUUCUUUCAGUUAGAAGGCAGAAGAGCAACACUCCAGGGAGAAAUCCUUCAGAGAUCUCUCCCUGUGCAUGUGUUCAGUUAGCCAUGUUCCCAAGAAGUGCUAAUAGGCUUUUCUUAAGUUUAUUAUUUUGAAGUAACUUCUGUUCAGAGAAACUGCCAGUUCCAUAAUCAUAAAAUUGCACUGAGAAAGUUAGAUUGUCAUGGGAUCAGCUAUGUUGUGGGUCAGGAUUUGCAAUGAAUUUUCUUAAAGUGUUCUCUUAGGAUGAAAUAGCUCUCCUGAUAUUGUUGCUUAACUGUUAAAAGGUGGGAUAAUAAAAUCUGCACAUCAGAGAUUUCAGAUUUAGGAAAUGUAAACUCUAAAAUCUUCCAUUAUUUGUUAUAUCUUUUGAAAAUUGCAGUUCAAAUUGUAUGUUGACAUUGUUAGAAUAAAAAGUGAAUUUGACUUA
Pantherophis guttatus is the source of this 7366-nucleotide messenger RNA. Lineage: Eukaryota; Metazoa; Chordata; Lepidosauria; Squamata; Colubridae. The record is from RefSeq and is a predicted model, not a curated record.